AUGGAUGUCUCUGCCUCCAGCUCCACGUCCAACCAUGAAGCCUUGAUCCGGUCCUGGUAUCUACACGAUGGACAGAUCAAAAUCCCGUCACUUUCAGAAACAGAUAAUUUUAUAGUCCUGAGCAACAAGGACGCCCGUUCAGAAACAGAGGUUAUUACAUUCCUGAGUGACAAGGACGGCCAAAAGCCGACCCCUCUGCAGCUGAUCGCCUGGAUCCAACAAGAACACCCCCUCAUACACAAUCCCGCGUGGGCUCAGGCGUACCUUCCCUUGCUCUGUCCCACCGGCAUCACUCUGGAAGAGGUCCAGAAGCACUUCCAGUACUUCAACAAAAGUAACAUGACGAAGAGUAAACACACCAAUACCAUGCACAAGUCAUUUGACCUAACAUCCAAGAAGAUGGCCUUUCACCUCGGCUACACUCUCCAAGUCUUCUGGCUCCUAGUCCGACGCCCGUGCCCACCGGUCGCCGACCAGCCGGCGCAUUUUUCCAAUACGAAGCCGAACAUUAGGCACCUGGCCCAUUUCUUCGGCAUGCUUUUGCGAGUCAUGAGAGAUUGGGAGUUUGUUCACCUGUCGGCGGAGGAGGAUGCGUGGUUUGGUAUCUCUAGUGAUGGACCAGGCAAGAUGUCGCCGCUGGCACUGGGACUGAAGGAGGCGGAGAGGGUGCAGAGGCAUUGGGAAAAGGAGAAGAAGUGGGUGGAUCCCAUGUACCCGGCUGAGUGGGAGGGAUGGGCGGUGGUUUAG
This is a messenger RNA of Neurospora tetraspora, 747 nucleotides long. RefSeq lists its product as uncharacterized. NCBI's taxonomy places the organism in Eukaryota, Fungi, Ascomycota, Sordariomycetes, Sordariales, Sordariaceae. The transcript is spliced from 2 exons. Bases 1 to 747 code for a protein of 248 amino acids. The record is from RefSeq and is a predicted model, not a curated record.